CACAUUGAAAUGAUCGGCACGUCGCAAUUAAAAAAACACACACACACACACACGCACACACGCAUUCGCGGAUAUUUUUGGUUGCCUUGACUAAGGAAAACACAUGGCCGCCGGAGCUGCCGAUGGAAUUUUCUGGUCGCUUUACGAAGGGUGCAUAUCCGGCAACGAAAUCGGCAUCGAGCGCCGGCCGUACCACAAGAACUGCCGCUGCGCACUCCACGAUAAGUCGCGAGGGAACUGUCCUCGCUCAAUCGCUAAAAGCAAUAACGUAUCGUAUCCCAUGAGGAGAGCGUGGAGUGAAGGAUGCUUGAUGAUGACGGCGGCCGCUUCGUCUUCUUGCCAUUCGUCACCUUCUUCGUUGCCGGCUUGGGCCGGGAAGCACCACUUGGGACCGUCUAAAGAAGAGGACGAAAUUGAUCUGCUGGGAAAUGGUAAAAUUGUGAAAAUGAAUACGAAUUUAAUUGAAUGAAUUCAGCUUUAUUUUUUCUGGUUUUAGAAUAAUAGAAGGGAUGGGAAAUUUUGUUAGUUUUCUAUUGAAAAAAAAUGGAAGAUCUGAAAUAUAUAGUUUCUGAUUCGUUGGCAUUGUAAAUCAUAGAAAUUAAAUCAGUGAUUACCUGAAUUCGAGUGAGCAUGAUAUGGAGUAUGUUUUAUGAAUGUGAA
This is a messenger RNA of Gossypium raimondii (Peruvian cotton), 660 nucleotides long. RefSeq lists its product as uncharacterized. NCBI's taxonomy places the organism in Eukaryota, Viridiplantae, Streptophyta, Magnoliopsida, Malvales, Malvaceae. The transcript has a single exon. Bases 104 to 469 code for a protein of 121 amino acids. The record is from RefSeq and is a predicted model, not a curated record.